AUGUCCGAUUUUCUUCUCUUUUCCCUUCUUUCCUUCUGUUUUUUCUGCACUUCAUCGUCUACCACCCGCCACUGCGUUCAAAACCUACAACAGGGAGCUCACGGUUUCUGUGUUUCCUCCUCAAACUACUCCAAUAUCCGCCUUGCAUGCAAAUCCACGCGCUUCCCAUGGCUUUGCGAGACCUCCCUUUCGCAAACUUCCCUUCUCCCGGCUAAUCCAACCUCCCUCGAUUUCAUCCGAUCAGCCCUUUCCGUUUCUUACGAUAACCUCAAAACGGGACAGUCCAUGGUGAAAUCCAUCCUCGAGUCCUCGGAAGGCAACCUGAACCGCACCACCGCCGCCACCGCCUGUGUGGACAUCCUUUAUUACUCCGACUACCGCAUCAGGUCGACGAAUGAUUCCCUGACUCGAGGAAAGAUCAAGGACGCUCGUGCAUGGAUGAGCGCCGCCCUUGUCUACCAUUACACCUGUUGGAACGCGCUCAAGUACGUGAACGACACCAAACUGAUCGACGAAACGAUGGCGUUCCUGGACGAAUUGACGCGACACACUAGCAACGCGUUGAGCAUGAUAGUGGCUUACGAUAAUUACGGCAAGGACAUCUCCACAUGGGUCCCUCCCAAGACGGAACGGGACGGGUUUUACGAGAAGGUGUCGGGUGGGACGGAGCUGCGGUCUAAAGGCGGUGUACCGUCGAACAUGAAGCCGGAUGUAACGGUGAGUAAAGACGGCAGCGGAGGGGAUUAUAAGACGGUGCAAGAGGCCGUGAACGCCGCACCGGACAAUCCAGAGAGUACACGGCGUUUCGUGAUAUAUAUAAAGGAAGGUGUGUACGAAGAAACGGUGAGGGUGCCGUUUGAGAAGAGAAAUGUGGUGUUUUUGGGUGAUGGAAUGGGUAAAACCAUUAUUACCGGUUCUUUAAACGUGAAGAUGCAUGGAGUCUCCACUAUUACUUCUGCUACCGUCGGAAUUAGUGGUGAUGGAUUCAUGGCAAGAGGCCUCACAAUCAGGAACACAGCAGGCCCCGAUGUGCACCAAGCAGUGGCCUUCCGAUCAGACAGUGAUCAUUCCGUCCUUGAAAACUGUGAAUUCAUAGGCAACCAAGAUACUGUCUUUGCUCUCUCUCUCCGCCAGUUCUACAACAAGUGCCGUAUUCAGGGGAACGUCGAUUUCGUCUUCGGGAACUCGGCCUCGGUGUUCCAGGAUUGCGAAAUCUUGGUUGCUCCCCGGCAGUUAAACCCCGAGAAAGGUGCCAACAAUGCGAUCGCAGCUCUCGGUCGAACAGAUCCUGCUCAGUCAACUGGUCUGGUUUUCCAAAACUGCUCCAUCGAUGGAACCAAUGAAUACAUGAGAUUCUACCGUAGCAAUCCCAAAGUGCACAGGAACUAUUUGGGAAGGCCAUGGAAGGAGUUUUCGAGGAUUGUUUAUAUAAACUGUGUUAUGGAAGAUAUUAUUCAUCCGGAUGGAUGGAUGCCAUGGGAUGGUGACUUUGCUUUGAAGACACUCUUCUUUGGUGAAUUUGGGAAUACCGGUCCAGGAUCCGAUCGGUCGAAAAGAGUUGCAUGGAGUUCUGAAAUUCCAUCCCAACAUGUACAUACGUAUUCAGUCCAAAAUUUCAUUCAAGGAGAUCAAUGGAUUCCAUCAUCGUCUUGAUUCUUUUUCCCAUAUUAACUAUAAUUGUAUUGCUCAAU
Molecule: messenger RNA, 1691 nt
Organism: Hibiscus syriacus
Lineage: Eukaryota; Viridiplantae; Streptophyta; Magnoliopsida; Malvales; Malvaceae
Product: probable pectinesterase/pectinesterase inhibitor 51
Exons: 2
Coding region: 1-1653 (550 amino acids)
Biological process (GO): cell wall modification
Molecular function (GO): pectinesterase activity; pectinesterase inhibitor activity
Source: RefSeq, a predicted model, not a curated record